Messenger RNA from Adineta ricciae, 2820 nucleotides. NCBI's taxonomy places the organism in Eukaryota, Metazoa, Rotifera, Eurotatoria, Adinetida, Adinetidae. The record is from the annotation of a GenBank genome assembly.
AUGUUCAAUGGCUAUCGAGGUGAUCUCUAUUCACGUAUCAAUCCCUAUGCCCGUCAAUAUGUUCUCAAUAAGCUCGAACGACGUUUUCAAUACAAUGUGACCGAAUUGAUCGAUACCUUAGACUUGAAUGAUACUGAUAUUGAUACUUGGUCAACUUUAUGUACUCAACUAUCAAAUGGAAUCAUGGCUAUGAUUGGUCAAGUUAGCCAUGAAGACUUCGAUUGGUUAGCUGGAUUUUGCUCCGCGUAUCAAGUGCCAUUUCUUGGUUUAAACAAUCAUAAUAAUCGUGAAAAUAACUAUUACAUGUCAUUGAUACCCGACGUUCUGCCAGCUCUACUGGCAUUCUUACGCCGCUAUCAGAUUAAUCAACUAGUCUAUCUCUAUGAUGAUACCAUUGGAGCAUAUCGACUGAAAAACUUAAUGGAAAUGCAAACGACAAACAAAAUUCAUAAUUUAAAUAUAAUUAGCCGAUAUCUUGGCAAUCCCGAUGAUUCUUAUGACCUCUUGCAAAACGUUGAAAUGAUGACCCAUGCUUCACCACGCGUAUUGCCAAUAACAAGUACAAUAUCGCGAUCGCAUGGACGAUACAUUGUGCUUGAUUUUCAAUCCUUAGAAACCUAUCGAAUUGUUAUGGACAAAAUCAAACACCGAGGAAUGACCACGGCUGAUUAUCAUUACAUCAUACUUUCAUUGAAUGCUAAACAAUUGGAUAUGACUUAUUUUCGAUACGGUGGUGUCAAUGUGACGUUUUUUGCUCUGCCAUCUGAUCCGAAUAUUCAUGAUAAUCAAACCUUACACUCAUACGAGACGUAUCUCAAUGCCACAAAGAACCUCGAUGAAAAGAAUGGUCCACUUAUCGAAUCCUUAUUAAUUGUCGACGCGUGGGAAACACUGUUACGAACAAUCAAUCGUAUGCUCAUCUCAGCAAACGAAACACGUGAUAAAUUGAAAGUCUUUCGACAAGGCCGAUUCUACAAUGGUCUAACACCUGGCAUUGAUUGCCGCAAUAAUCAUAUUCAGGCAUGGUCUGCUGGUCAAAUCUAUUUAGAAAACCUACUGAAUACUACAUUUGAUGGUUUAACUGGCCAUAUACAAUUUUCGAACACAACAGGACAACGAACGAAUUACACAUUGGAUGUCUAUCGUGUAACAGGAAAUGCCAUGCCAAAACAUAUUGGAUACUUCCGCGCACCGAAUACACUUGAGGUCACUGACGAUUCGUCAUUUCGUUUUCGGAUGUCAUAUGAUAAUCGCACACGACUAAUCGUCACUAUCCUGGAUGAACCAUUUAUGAUGUUGAAGAAAAGUCGGAAUGAUACAUUAACCAUAAAGAAUAUUGAACGCGGUACUAUUCUCGAUCCAUCGAUGGUCGAAGGAUUCUGCGUCGAUCUAGCUUACGCUAUAUGUCAUGAAAAACUACAAUUACCCUACAAAUUUCUCAUUGAAACCAAAUACGGUAAUGAAGUACAAAAAGGUGUUUGGAAUGGCAUGAUCGGUGCACUAGUUAAUCGCGAUGCCGAUCUAUCUAUUGCAUCGUUAACCAUCAAUGGUGCUCGAGAAAAAGCAGUAGAUUUUUCCAAGCCAUUUAUUGACUUAGGUAUAUCAAUUAUGAUACGCAAGCCGGAAAAACAAAAGCCAGGUGUUUUCUCUUUUAUGGCACCAUUAUCCAAAGAAAUUUGGAUCUGUGUGAUCGUGUCUUAUUUAUUUGUCAGUGCCAUUCUAUUUUUCGUCAGUCGAACGUCUUCCUACGAAUGGUAUUUCGAAAAUGAAACCGACGUCGUACCACGAAAUAAAUUUUCCAUGCAAAAUGCACUAUUUUUUUCCUUUGCCGCUUUCAUGCACCAAGGUGUCGAUCUUUUGCCCAGAUCAUUUUCAGGUCGAGUAGUCACAAGUGCUUGGUGGUUCUUUAGUUUAAUUCUGGUUUCAUCCUACACUGCCAACUUAGCGGCUUUCUUAACGGUCGAGAAACUAGUAACACCAAUUGAAAGUGUGGAAGAUCUUGCUAAACAAACGGAAAUUCGUUACGGAACAGUCAAGGGCGGUUCAACAAUGGCAUUUUUCAAUAAGUCGACAUUGAUUACAUUUAAACGUAUGUGGGAUUUUAUGCAGCAGCAUAAGGAUGAUGUUUUCGUCACGUCCAAUCAUGAAGGGAUUGAGAAAGUUCGCCGAUCGAAAGGCAAAUUUGCUUUUCUUCUUGAAUCUACAUUGAAUGAAUAUGUUAAUGAACGGUAUCCAUGUGACACAAUGCGUGUGGGAGAAAAUAUUGAUGCCAAAGGCUAUGGUAUUGCUACUCCACUCGGAUCGGAUCUACGCGAAGCGAUUAAUAUUGCUGUAUUAGAAUUGACAGAAAGUGGAUUUCUCGAACGUUUGAAACAAAAAUGGUAUUACGAACGAAGUGAAUGUACCAAUGUCGGCACAAAGGAUUCAAAGCAAAGCACAGAACUGAAUCUGGCUAAUGUUGCCGGCAUGUUCUAUGUUUUAAUUGUUGGCCUUGGUGCCGCGAUGGUCAUUGCAUUUCUAGAAUUCUUAUUAAAAGCUAAAAUAGAUUCGACACGAUUGAAUCAGAAUAUACGCGAAGUUAUGCGACGCAAUCUACGAAUUUCGAUCACAGGCAUCGAUUUCGAUGAAAAACAACAACAUGCCGAUUAUUGGCCACUACAAGCACCAUCUCAGACGAGUCACAUUCAUCCCGAAACGGAACGAACCGCAACUGUUUCAAGCACUUAUGAUUUAAUGCGACAAGGAGACUCCAAUGGUUAUAACGAACAAAAAGAUUUGACUUUCCGUGGUUCUAAGCGCGAUAAUAUCUCUCAUCUCUAA